Messenger RNA from Peromyscus eremicus (cactus mouse), 6212 nucleotides. It is a transcript of the gene Ano3, whose product is annotated as anoctamin 3. Gene Ontology annotation, cellular component: plasma membrane. NCBI's taxonomy places the organism in Eukaryota, Metazoa, Chordata, Mammalia, Rodentia, Cricetidae. The transcript is spliced from 28 exons. The record is from RefSeq and is a predicted model, not a curated record. Gene Ontology annotation, molecular function: protein dimerization activity; chloride channel activity. The coding region runs from base 1 to 3129 and encodes 1042 amino acids. Gene Ontology annotation, biological process: chloride transmembrane transport.
AUGUCGGCUGGAAAAUUUGAGCUGCAUAAUCUUUCUCCCAAAGUCUUCAGACAUGAGCGGGCUUCCAACACUGAUUUUACUUUAACCAGUCUGACUGAGCUCUCUAGCGACUCCAGUCAGUGGGAACUCCAGCACUCUGCUUUUGACACCACAGAUGUGCAAAAGUUGUACUCAUCUUGUCAAGGGCUUGAGAAGAGAAUGUGGGCAGCCCAGGGUGAAGACAAUGAAGGAAUGAAUGUAAGCAAAAGUGAGAUAACAACAGAAGCUUCGUUGAAACCAUCUCGGAGAUCCUUGCCUUGCCUGGCUCACAGCUAUGCUCAUUCAAAAAGCUUGAGCCAAUCUGCUUCACUGUUCCAGUCAACUGAGAGUGAAUCUCAGGCUCCAACUUCCGUAACAUUUCUUUCUGCUGAUAAGCCUGAGCAUGUUAAUUCUGAGGAGAGUAAAAAAGACUCUACUCUCAAAUGUUCCUUUGCUGACUUCAGUGAGUUUUGCUUGGCUCUAGGCAAAGAUAAGGAUUACAUGGAUGAAUCUGAACAUGCCAACUAUGACCGAUCUCGUCUCCUUAAUGACUUUGUUAUCAAAGAUAAGCCUGAGUCGAAGACAAAAUUAUCUAAGAAUGACAUGAAUUACAUAGCAUCCAGUGGACUCUUAUUUAAAGAUGGCAAAAAGCGAAUUGAUUACAUCCUGGUUUAUCGAAAGACAAACAUCCAAUAUGACAAAAGAAACACAUUUGAAAAGAACCUCAGAGCAGAAGGCUUGAUGUUGGAAAAGGAGCCAGCUAUUGCAAACCCUGAUAUUAUGUUUAUUAAAAUUCAUAUUCCGUGGGACACACUGUGCAAGUAUGCAGAGAGGUUGAACAUCAGGGUGCCCUUCAGGAAAAAAUGUUACUACACUGACCAGAAGAACAAAUCAAUGAGCAGGGUACAAAAUUAUUUCAAAAGAAUCAAAAAAUGGAUGUCCCAAAACCCCAUGGUUCUUGACAAGUCAGCGUUUCCAGAACUGGAAGAGUCAGACUGCUACACUGGCCCGUUCAGCAGAGCCAGGAUUCACCACUUUAUAAUAAACAAUAAGGACACCUUCUUCAGCAAUGCUACUCGAAGCAGGAUAGUUUAUCACAUGCUGGAGCGCACCAAAUAUGAAAAUGGAAUAUCAAAAGUGGGUAUCCGUAAACUUAUAAAUAAUGGCUCAUACAUAGCAGCAUUCCCCCCACAUGAGGGAGCCUAUAAGAGUAGUCUGCCCAUCAAAACUCACGGACCUCAGAAUAACAGGCAUCUGUUGUAUGAGCGCUGGGCACGCUGGGGAAUGUGGUACAAGCAUCAGCCUCUGGACUUAAUCAGGCUAUACUUUGGUGAGAAGAUUGGGUUGUAUUUCGCCUGGCUGGGAUGGUACACUGGCAUGCUGAUUCCUGCAGCAGUUGUUGGCCUGUGUGUUUUCUUCUACGGAUUAGUUACAAUGAAUGAAAGUCAAGUAAGCCAAGAAAUUUGUAAAGCCACCGAAGUCUUCAUGUGCCCUCUCUGUGACAAGAAUUGCUCACUGCAGAGACUCAAUGACAGCUGCAUCUAUGCCAAGGUAACAUAUUUGUUUGAUAAUGGAGGGACAGUCUUCUUUGCUAUUUUUAUGGCAAUAUGGGCCACAGUCUUUCUUGAGUUUUGGAAAAGAAGAAGAAGUAUACUGACCUAUGCCUGGGACCUUAUUGAAUGGGAAGAAGAGGAGGAAACACUUCGCCCCCAGUUUGAAGCAAAAUAUUACAGAAUGGAGGUGAUAAACCCCAUUACAGGGAAACCUGAGCCUCACCAGCCUUCAUCUGACAAAGUCACACGCCUUCUUGUGUCUGUCUCAGGAAUCUUCUUCAUGAUCUCUUUGGUCAUCACAGCUGUGUUUGCAGUGGUUGUAUAUCGCCUGGUUGUCAUGGAACAGUUUGCAUCAUUCAAGUGGAAUUUCAUCAAGCAGCACUGGCAGUUCGCUACCUCUGCUGCUGCUGUCUGUAUCAAUUUCGUAAUCAUCAUGCUGCUGAAUCUUGCUUAUGAAAAAAUUGCAUACCUCCUCACUAACUUAGAAUAUCCUCGAACAGAAUCAGAAUGGGAAAACAGCUUUGCCUUGAAAAUGUUCCUUUUCCAAUUUGUCAAUCUGAACAGUUCUAUCUUCUAUAUUGCAUUUUUUUUGGGAAGAUUCGUAGGCCACCCAGGAAAAUACAAUAAACUUUUUGAGCGAUGGAGACUGGAGGAAUGCCAUCCUAGUGGCUGUCUGAUAGACCUCUGCCUGCAGAUGGGAGUCAUCAUGUUUUUGAAGCAAAUAUGGAACAACUUCAUGGAGCUGGGAUAUCCGUUAAUCCAAAACUGGUGGUCACGACAUAAAAUCAAGCGAGGAAUACAGGACGCUUCCAUACCACAAUGGGAAAAUGACUGGAAUCUUCAACCCAUGAACAUUCAUGGACUGAUGGACGAGUACUUAGAAAUGGUUUUGCAAUUUGGUUUUACUACCAUCUUUGUUGCUGCUUUUCCUCUGGCCCCUCUUUUGGCUUUGUUAAACAAUAUCAUAGAAAUAAGAUUGGAUGCAUAUAAAUUUGUGACCCAGUGGAGAAGGCCUCUGCCAGCCCGAGCAACUGACAUAGGUAUCUGGCUUGGAAUUCUUGAGGGAAUUGGCAUACUGGCUGUGAUCACCAAUGCAUUUGUAAUUGCUAUUACAUCUGACUACAUCCCACGUUUUGUCUACGAAUACAAAUAUGGCCCUUGUGCAAAUCAUGUAAAGCAGAAUGAGAAUUGCCUAAAAGGAUAUGUCAACAAUAGCCUAUCCUUCUUUGACCUGAGUGAACUUGGGAUGGGAAAAUCUGGUUACUGCAGGUACCGAGACUAUAGAGGCCCACCUUGGAGUUCCAAGCCCUAUGAGUUCACGUUACAGUACUGGCACAUUCUCGCUGCUCGGCUGGCCUUCAUUAUCGUGUUUGAGCACCUCGUGUUUGGGAUUAAGUCAUUCAUUGCAUACCUGAUUCCAGAUAUACCAAAGGGCCUCCGUGAGCGCAUACGACGAGAGAAAUACUUAGUCCAAGAAAUGAUGUAUGAGGCUGAACUGGAGCAUUUACAGCAACAGAGGAGAAAAAGCGGUCAGCCUAUUCACCACGAAUGGCCUUAGGCAGUGCCUGUUAACCAAAAGGGGAGGUACCAUGAGUGUGAAGGAAUGAGGCCCUUGAAAUGUAGAUGGGAUCCAAGAGGAAAGCAUAGUUGGCAAAACCACAUGUAUAAAAUGCUACUUGGAAAUACAUCACAGCAGCCUCUGGGAUUGAAAUACUCAGACUUCUGAGGAAAGAAAAGACUUGUGACCUCCAAAGGGAUGCAACUGACAUGGCAGGGAGUCAGGCUCUGAUUCUCAGAGCAAGCCCUCAGGGGAGUUCUGUGUUUGGAGUCCACCCAGUUCCAUCAGCAGCAGAGCAAGUAGGAAAUGCAGUGACGAAAUUUCCAGAGACAGAUUUCCACGUAAAUGUUCACAAGCUGGGAAUACUAAUCAGAUUCUAGAACUUGCAGUUGAGUUCAGACAUUCACAAGAAAUGAGUUAAAUCAGUUGUUGGCUCUGAUGUCAGAACUCCAUGUUUCUUCAGCUUACAGGCUGGUGGAGUUGUUUUUGUCUCAUUGAGAUAAUGGGUGUAUGCACACGGCAUUUAUGCUGCUUUAUGUCGACUAUGCACUUGAACAGUUGCACACCACCAUAGUAGUCAAACCAAAAAUCCAAAUUCCAAAAAGAACACCUUGGAAUAAUUCUAUUAUAUUGGCUGUGAUUUAAGUUUGCUUUAUCACUCAAAGCCAAGUGCACUGCCCAUUUUUUUAAUUAAUGAAUGCCACAGAUCCACUUUAAAUAUAUGAAUGCCUAUUCUUGUAUCAUGUAGACAUGACUAAUUCGUACUUUACUGAAGAAGCCUAUCUUAUAUUCUAUUCCAUGUGCUCCUCUCUGAGUUAUUACAAUCUCACAGAACACUAUGUUGAAACAAUGUAAAUAUGUCAAUGUUCUUUCACUAUUUGCACUUUUUAACACUGUGUAAUGCGAGUUCCAGCUUAUGGAACUCUAAGACUAGUUACACAGGAUGCUACUGUAAUUUCUCUGUUCAUUCAGGAAGUCCAAAGCCAAAUGUUCUGCAGCACUUAUGCUUUUUCUAUAAUAUGCACUAUCAAUUAUGAGCUAAUGAAAUAAUGCAUGCAUAGAGUGUAUUAUUUGCAUAAAAUACCUUUCUGAGUUUCACUUUUUAAUCAUAGAAUGGAGAUUUCUUGGUUUUGAUUUGUUUUGUUUUGUUUUUGGAUGAGUUGACUUUUAUUUAAUUUCAAAACUCUCUAGAAACAAAGUCAAAUUAAUUAAGAAGAUCAUAAUUUCAUUUGUUGUAGACUCCUUAUUUGAAUGUCAAUUUUGUCCACACACUGGAGGAGCACAAAUGAAGGGGUGUUUCAAUUCAAGAAAGUUCAGAGAAGGCAUAAAUUAAGGAGGCAGAAUAGAAUGAAAGGCAAGGGGUGAAGUAUAUGGUUAUAUGGUAAAAAUCAAUACCCCUUCCCUUGCAAAACAAGAUGGGCUAAGCUUUUUUCCCUUGAGAAUAAGGUGGGAAAUAACACAGAGAACACACAUAUACACAUACACACAGAGAACACACACAUACACAUACACACAGAAAGAGAGCAUGAUUUGUUCAAUUUGCUUUUGUUCAAUUAAGCAAAACAGAAAUAUUUACAAAAUUUAAAAUAUUGGAUUAGGCAUACACAAAAAUGAAACUACUUUGCACACAUACUAAUAAAUCUCUAAAACUAAUCGAAGAAAUUAGUUUCACUUACUGGAAGUGUGCUGUCCUAAUCCUAAAAUUUAAAAAAAAAGAUUUGUUGACUUGAUUAUGGUUGUUUUAUAGUUUCUCCCAAGGACAUUCACUUGUCUAUUUUCUUUGUGAUUCUGGGCCAGGUAUGCACUGGGACUCUAAAUUAUUCCACAGGAUCUGAAAAUGUAGCUCAGUGGUAAUGUGUGUCUAACAUGCAUGAGGUACACAUGGACUCAACUCUGAGCACCACUAAAUACAUACAUAUACAUAAUACAUAAUACAUGCAUACAUACAUAUAUAUACAUAUAUACAUAUGAGAUAGGUGGUAAAUUCCUACAGAAAUCCUUGUUCCUGGGAUUCUUUUACUGCAAAUAUAAUGGCUAAUUCCACAAAUUAUCCAAUAGAUAUUUCAGCUCCUCAAUUUUGGAGCAUUUGUGCUCCCUUUUCUUUAUUAAUUAAAUGUAUACAUGUGCCUGAGCAUAAUAUUUUCUUUACCUAGCAUUUACAUCUUUUCCAAAUUAGGGAUGCAAGACAUACAUGGGUCGUACAGGAGGACAAACAAUAAUAGCUGUUUCCUUGAGAAUUCUUUUUCUAAAGUUUUCUAUAGUCCAUUGGGGUUUAAGUCAUAUUGAUUGAUAUGAACAAAGAAAGAUAUUUUAAUAAAAGUUGUAGUAUAUUAAUUUAGAAACGUGUUCCCUUAUAUUUUUGAAACAGAUAUGAGAAACAGAGAAUCAAAAAAUUGUCUGAAAUAUUUGUUUUGUAAGCAGUUGCAGGACAAUCAAACUUGGUGUUAUCAUAACUGACAAUAAAACACAGACAGCCCCUCACAGUAUGUUAACUUUAGAGGAUCACUCUGCUUAAGUUGAGAGAAAUGUUUUAUAUGUGUUUUUCAUAUGAAUAUGAAGUAUUUCUCAAAGAUUUACAGCACACUAUAUUCUCAGGAAUUCUGUAUGAUGUGAAUGCUGCUCAUAUAUUUUCGUAUUCUCACUUGUUAUCUUUUUAUGCUAAUAAUUAAUGAAUAUGUGCAUGCAGUCUGCCUUGACAAGUUGUGUGAACCACUUUAAGUCUUAACUGUAAUCGUCUGAGUCUGUGUAGGCACUUUUAGGUGAGACACUGCUGCCUGGCUGCAUGAUGAGAUUCAACUUGAAUGCUAAAUGAUUCUUGGCACAAUAUACUAUACAAUGGAAUGGAUAGAAGAUUUUUUCACUCAAUAAAUUAUCAUUUUUACUAUAAUCUGCACAUUACAGUUCAUUCUGUUUUGGGGUUUUUUGUUUGUUUGUUGUUGUUGUUGUUGUUGUUGUUGUUUUUUCAAGACAGAGUUUCUCUGUGUAGCAUUGUGCCUUUCCUGGAUUUCACUCUGUAGACCAGGCUGGCCUUGAAUUCACAGAGAACCACCUGCUCUGCCUCCCGAGUGCUGGGAUUAAAAGCG